AUGGCCGAAAACUACCAAGUCAUGGAGGAGCUGGGCAGUGGGAGCUUUGGAAAGGUGUUCAAGGCCAUUGACCGUACUACCGGCGAGACGGUCGCUAUCAAGCACAUCGACCUCGAGGACAGCAGCGAGGAGCUGGCCGACAUCCAGGCCGAGAUUUCACUGUUGAGCACAUGCCACAGCCCGUACAUCACCGAAUACAAGACCAGCUUUGUCAAGGGCGUAAAGUUAUGGAUAGUCAUGGAAUAUCUGGGCGGAGGAUCGGCCGCAGACUUGUUGCAGUUGGCACCAGGAACUUUCAGCGAAGCCCACAUCGCCAUCACUUGCCGAGAACUCCUGCUUGGACUAGACUACCUACAUUCCACCGGCAAGAUUCAUCGGGACAUCAAGGCCGCCAACGUACUACUCACAGACCAGGGCAAAGUCAAGCUCGCUGACUUCGGUGUCGCCGCACAACUCACAAACAUCAAAUCGCAACGCAUGACGUUUGUCGGCACACCGUUCUGGAUGGCACCAGAGGUUAUCCAAGAGGCUGGCUAUGAUUUCAGGGCCGAUAUCUGGUCACUCGGUAUCACCGCUAUGGAGUUGGCAGAGGGCGCACCACCACAUGCUGGAUCACAUCCCAUGAAGGUGCUCUUUACUAUCCCGAAGAACCCAGCACCAAGACUAGAGGGCGACGAGUGGAGCAAAGACUUCAAAGACUUCAUUGCCCAAUGCCUCAUCAAGGACCCGGACCGACGUGCGACCGCCAAGGAGCUCCUCAAACAUCGAUUUGUCCAGCGUGCGGGCAAGGUGGAGGCACUGCGUGAGCUGGUCGAGCGCAAGCAGAUGUUCGACGCCCAAAGGGAACAGCAAGCGGCAUCGCACCCCAAGUACUACGAAGAGACCAUGGUUGAUCUUUCCCCUAGAGCUGAGGAAGACGAUUGGGACUUCGACACUGUUAAGCGGGGUACUGUUCAGGCACGGCAAACUAUGAAACAACGUCGCAAACUGGCCCGUAUACCCUCCUCUGGUAAUGAAGAGGUUGAGAGUGUGAUGCAACGAAUGGAUCUCAAUGCAGCACCUUUGGGCGACAUUACUGAUUCACCACUUCCAGCACGCCGACGGCCGUCUUCUCGACGAUCUUCCCAAGCCACGGCUUUCCGUGUUCCUUCAGGCGAUACGCCCACCGCUCGUCGCGUCAGCAACUUCAACAAGUCGCCCCUAGGCGUUGACAUGACAUUCGGAAACUCGCCCUCGACUGUACGGCAUUUCAAACGUGUCUCCUCGGACGAGCGCCGUGCAGCACUCCGCUCAAAUCCUCCACCAGUAGCUCAGAACAAUCAGUCUUUCCAACCAAAUCCCGAAGCACGAACCUUCCGUCCAUCACCUCCGACAUCUAAUCAUCCACUGGAUAUGAACAACGAGAACGAACCGCCUGCUCCCGAUGGUCAUAUGCCUAUCACGAAGGAUGCUCUAUACGGUCGCCGAGCGUACAGCAAGGUCCUAGAUUCGGUUUUCCAGGAGGCACAUGCCGAUACAGCAUCGCCUCAUCAACGGGACGCUAUCGGACGUGUUGCGCAAGCCUGGCAGCAUCUUGACGAGGUCGAUCCCCACGGGGAGUUCAUGCUAUUGAAAGCCAUGGUCGACCGUCUCAAGAAUGACACCAAGCUUGCGUACGCUCUCGGCAUCGAAGUCUCAGCUGUGCAAUCACCGUUGAAGCACAACACCAAGACUAGUGACACUAGUUUGGGCGGCACAACUGUCCAUGGCACUGGCACAACACGUAUCCGGUCUAGUACUACAAGUGCGGCCACUUCAACCGUCAGUAAAUCUUCGGAAGAGUACGACCACACACCGAUAUCAACACCGACGCGGAACAACACACCCAUCGCCAAUUCAGGCUCUCCGUUGAAGGGGCCUAAGCUGGUGAUGGCGAAGAACAACCCUCACCUAAAGUCACAUAAGCGCCGUCAAAGCGCAUUUGUAGUUGGCGAGAAGGGCUUCGGUGCCGACGGUCACGGUUAUUUCGAUGAGAAGAAGCUACCUGGCUAUGUCGAGCCUGGUAUGGAGCAACAAGGGUUGCUAGCUGACAUUCUUUAUGGGCAAUGGACACAAGGCCUGCGCACUCGGUGGCCUAUCGCAUAA
This is a messenger RNA of Alternaria alternata, 2124 nucleotides long. RefSeq names its product Pkinase-domain-containing protein. The coding region runs from base 1 to 2124 and encodes 707 amino acids. The record is from RefSeq and is a predicted model, not a curated record. NCBI's taxonomy places the organism in Eukaryota, Fungi, Ascomycota, Dothideomycetes, Pleosporales, Pleosporaceae. The transcript has 3 exons. Gene Ontology annotation, biological process: protein phosphorylation. Gene Ontology annotation, molecular function: ATP binding; protein kinase activity.